UCUCAUCCAUCUAAAAAUCUCCCCUUGUUUUCUCUCUCUUCUUGCCUUCAUUUUCUUGUUUCGUUUCUUUUCUUCUUCUUCUUCUUCUCUCCAAAAAAAAGUCGGUCACAAGAAGCUACCCUAAUGGUAACACCCUAUUCACGUUUCCUUUUUUUCAUUCUUCUCUUUCCCUUCGUCUUCUUUCUCUUUUUGUUUUCUUUGAUCUUUGAUCCAAAGAAGAAGAGGAAGACGAGCUACCUCAGCCAGAGAAGAAAAUGAGAGAUGAAGAGGAAAAGAAAAAAGAAAGCACGAGUUUGUGUCAAGUUUUUUCUAAUUUCUACCAUCUGUAUACUCCUCUCGUCAUCAUCUUUCAAAUGCCCAGGAAAAACGGCGGAACAUCGACGUCGGCGCAGAUUCGCAAGCCUCCGGAAAAAGAUCCCGGACGAUGUCAUGUGCAGCAAUUUUAAUUUACGAAUUGGUAAAAUCCUUUCUGGAUUGGUGCCUUUCGCACCACUAGGGGUUGAGGUGUUCCAUUGGUUGUUGGAGUUGCGAUCUGAAGAGGAGAAUGUUGGAUUGGUUGUGCGCCUCAGGGCUUUGAGUUCAUAGGUACGUGCUAACCCAAUUGCAGCAGACAGAUUUUGAGGGUUUUGGACUCUUACAUCAGCCCUUAGCCCAUCCUUCAAUCCACUAAUAAAACACUCAGCUUCUUGUUUAUCUGUCAAAGUGUCGGCCGGUGCUAGAAGCCUUUCAAACCGAGUUUGAUAGUCGGAAACAGUUCCCGUCUGCUUAAGCUUGCAUAAGUCUCCAAAGAAAUCUUCAUAUUCAGUUGCAGGAAAUCUCUCUAGCAAUCCCGCCUUCAUUCCAUCCCAAGUAACCAAGUGACCUUGAUUUUUGCGUCGCCCAAUGAUGUCGCGGCAAAUCCAGAGUUGGAUCUUCCGAGCCAUCAUAGCAAGGAAAAUCAAGCUUUGCAAGCUUAGGAGCCUCUAGUCCACCUGCGUACCCAGCACCACCCUGUCCAUGUGGUCCCCGAUUCCUAUUGACGGACCCUUCUUCCGGCAAGUCUAAUCGGGAGUUCAUUGCCCCCACUAGUUCUUCCAUCUGCUUAAGGAGCCUUUCUUAACCUGAACUCAGCUUCUCAACCUGAUUUUCAAGCCUUUGGAGUCGUUGAUCGUCAGCCAUAACCGGCUCUGAUACCACUCUGUCACGUUCUAAGUUAAUGGCACGAUCCCGUCCCCUCCCUCUCCCCCUAAGAACAAGGAAAUUUAUAACUUAACAGACUCAACAACUUAAGAGAUUAAACAGCAACAAUUACUAAAAAAUAGCUCACGCUACGACUAGUGCCGACCCUUCUACCGCAGCUCCUCCUACGCUCCCUAAUCCUUCUCCUCCUCCUCCUGCGCUCCUUAAUCCUCAAGCUUCAGCUUCUGUGACGCCACAUGCCAGUACUGCAUCACCGGCAAUCAUCAUGGACGUUGAUGAUCCCGAUGGCUCCGUAAAUGAGAAAGCCUGGUACACUACCAUGAUUUUUGAAGCUCUAUCGACCAUGAACAAUUCGGCGGGAUGCAGUAUCAGUGAAAUCGCGAAUUCUAUCGAGAAAAGGCAUAUGGUGCCUGAGAAUUUCAGGGAGUCGUUGAACUCAAAAUUGACAGACCUUGUUUCGAUGGAGAAGCUUGACAUGGACCAAAACUGCUUCAAGAUAAAGAAGGUUUUGGGUUCAAGUCAGUCAGAGUCACAUAAUCAGACAUUGGAAGAAGCUGCGGCGGAGGCGGCCAGGUUAAUUGCUGAAGCAGAACACAAGGAAAUUCUGGCAGCUGAGGCGGUUGAGGAGUUAGAGAGAGUCGAAAGGAUGGUAGAAGAAAGUGAGGCAAUUCUGAAGAUGACAGAGGACCUAAUGCGCAAUGCUGGAGCUGGCGAAGGAAAUCCAUGAACAAAGUAAGAUCCAAAGAAAAAAGAUUUCUUAACUACUUGUUUUUUUUCUGGAAUAAUGACAUAUCUUAAAGCAUCCCUUCUCCUCCCUCUUGGUUUACUCCACUACAGGCUCUUCUUUAACUCUUAAGACCAAAUAAGAAUGUUGAUUGCUCUGAGAACGGAUGAGUGGGUGUUUAGAGACGAGCAGUUCUGGCUACCAUGACAUGAACCAAGGGCCUCUUUGGUAUAGAGAAGUAGAAGUAAUUGCUAUUACUAGUAAGACACCCAUGUUUCAAAGUUCUAUACAAACACACACAUUCUUUCAACC
Messenger RNA from Vitis vinifera (wine grape), 2215 nucleotides. Its product is annotated as telomere repeat-binding factor 5. Gene Ontology annotation, biological process: nucleosome assembly. Gene Ontology annotation, cellular component: nucleosome. NCBI's taxonomy places the organism in Eukaryota, Viridiplantae, Streptophyta, Magnoliopsida, Vitales, Vitaceae. Bases 1445 to 1906 code for a protein of 153 amino acids. Gene Ontology annotation, molecular function: double-stranded telomeric DNA binding. The record is from RefSeq and is a predicted model, not a curated record. The transcript has 4 exons.